ACACUCCCAACUUCACUCUUCACUUCACAACUUCAGCUGUUGUCAGUUGUAGCAGUUUUCUCUGAAACCAUGGCCCAGGACAUGACUCUGCUGUGGGGCUCCGGCUCUCCUCCCUGCUGGAGGGUGAUGAUCGCUCUGGAGGAGAAGAAUCUGCAGGGCUACAACCAAAAGCUGCUCUCCUUUGAGAAAAUGGAGCACAAGUCGCAGGAAGUCAUGGACAUGAAUCCCAGGGGACAGCUACCUGCCUUCAAACAUGGAAACAGGGUCCUGAAUGAGUCUUAUGCUGCCUGCAUGUACCUGGAGAGCCAGUUCAAGUCCAAGGGAAACAAGCUGAUCCCUGAUUGCCCCAAUGAGCAAGCCCUGAUGUACCAGCGCAUGUUUGAGGGUCUCACACUCAACCAGAAAAUGGCGGAUGUUAUCUACUACAACUGGAAGGUCCCGGAGGGAGAGAGACAUGACUCUGCUGUAAAGAGAAACAGGGAGGUUCUGAGUGCUGAGCUCAAGCUGUGGGAGGGAUACCUGCAGAAGGGAUCAGGCUGUUUCUUGGCAGGAAAGAACUUUUCACUGGCUGAUGUGGCUGUUUAUCCAAGCAUCUGUUACCUCUUCCGUUUCGGGUUGUGUGAAGAGCGUUACCCUAAACUGGCAGCUUACUACAACAGUCUUAAGGACAGACCCAGCAUCAAAACCAGCUGGCCUCCUACCUGGCUGGAGAACCCACAGGGACAAGACACACUGAAAGACAUCUGAGAUGUUGGCACAUUGGAACUGUUCCUGUCAUGUUAUGUUAUGUGAUGUGUAACCACUCCUUCCAAUGCACUACUCUAUCUGGCAGCAUUUUUAAGAAAUACGCAUUUACUGUGGCUGUUAAUUUCCGAACAGAAAUUGUUUGUCUUAAACCGCAGAUUAUUCUUUUUGUGCUGUUAACAAAAGCUAUAAAAACUAACUCAACUUUG
Dicentrarchus labrax (European seabass) is the source of this 953-nucleotide messenger RNA. Its product is annotated as glutathione S-transferase A. Gene Ontology annotation, molecular function: glutathione transferase activity. The transcript is spliced from 6 exons. The record is from RefSeq and is a predicted model, not a curated record. Bases 70 to 747 code for a protein of 225 amino acids. NCBI's taxonomy places the organism in Eukaryota, Metazoa, Chordata, Actinopteri, Moronidae. Gene Ontology annotation, biological process: glutathione metabolic process.